Messenger RNA from Lingula anatina, 1687 nucleotides. RefSeq lists its product as uncharacterized. The record is from RefSeq and is a predicted model, not a curated record. NCBI's taxonomy places the organism in Eukaryota, Metazoa, Brachiopoda, Lingulata, Lingulida, Lingulidae.
UCCGCACAUUGUCACCGCUUUACUGCCUACGGGUGAAGGUGACAACCAUUCACACCUUCAUUUCACCUGUCCACGCGGUGUCACGUACGUCAGUGGUAUUGGACAUAGUACAUAUGACAGCAGAGGAAUCAACGUCUUUCUGGAGCCGGCUGAUACAGUGACUGCACGGUUUUACAGUUCUUACAGAAUUAUAGUAAAAAACGAAAUGUGGCCGAAGACGGUCUCUAACGAACAUUGCUGGACCAAGAUUUGUGUGCAGAAGUACAUGCUGUUGGUGCAGAGCGUUUUUCUUUUCGUCGGAGUGCUAUUUAUGAUAGGAAUAUCGCCUAAGUGGCCGACAGUGGACGUCAACCACAUCCUAACUUGGACUCCUAACAAGACGCAAGGCACAUCUCCAACAGAAUUGGUAACUUUGUCUCUACUGCCAAGCGCUUCGUACGAAAUCGUUAGACCACGGGAUUACAGAAACAUGAAUAGUAAACGAUUCGUCUAUAUGGUGCAAGGUCCGAGUCGAAUUGGCAUUAAAGGACUCGAAGAAACAACUGAACGCGACGUCUUUUGGUUGACCUUUGGUAAUAAAUCUGGUGACAUUUUUUCGGCAAGUUCAACAGCAGUUUCAGGACGAAAUGCCCUUUUGCACUAUGCUGUUAGUUUGGCCUCGCAGACUUUGAACGGUGGAUACCUUUACUAUAUAUUCAUUGAUGACGACAUUGUUCUAUCCUUGCGUAACGAUGGAAACGUAAGUUGGAAACCAUGGGAUCAAAUGAAAAAUAAUACUUUUGAAAGAUUUGAGGAUUUCCUCUUAGAUUUGAGACCGGCGGUGGGAUACGUCCGGUUCCAAGAUAAUUGGAGGCAACCAACAAAUCUUAGCAGAUCUACAGACCUUCAUCACGAUUUUGACGAGUGUUUUAACGCUUUCCACAAAGACACGUUAUCAUUUCUUCUCCCUUACGACACCCACUUUGACUACGACUCCUGGUACACGGGCGGCUGGAUUGCCCGUCAUCAUAUGGGGAUGUUGUACCAUUCUUACAGGAUGCAAUGUAACUCUCUUUACAUCGAUAAUACUAAGCAUGGGGGCCGGAAUAAUAGAUACAAGGCCGGUUACGACUAUGCCAAGCCACGGGAUUAUAUUAAAAGUGCCACAACGUCAAAUAUUCUGCAGAAAUCCAUACUACAAGCAGAUAAAAAAGGGAGAGGGCUUCAGCCAAUAGGGCGCAUGCCUGGUGAGCCAAAAGUUAAAGGAAAUCAUUCCUACUUAAUCACCGACGACUAUCUUAGUUCUAAUUUUAAAGAAGAUCAUCCUAUGAUUCAAAAGCUGCUUAUUUGGAGAAAGAAACCGGAAGUCGAAAAGAUUCUCCAAUUGCGCACAAGAAAUAACGAAUCCAGUUUUAUAGCCGAUUCAUUAUAUACUGACUCACCGUCACACUUUUGGGUAUAAUUUUUUUCUUCUUUUUUGUCAAAAGCAAUUUCUGUGCACAUGUUGAAAUCUUAAAGGAAGAAUGGUUUAUCUUGCUGUGCAAUAUUUAUAUUUAUAUUCUUAUAUUCUGGACUGUUCUCAACACAUUUUAGUAGUUAGUUUAAUUGUUAUAUUCCUUUCCGUAGAAUUAUCAACAAUAAAAACAUUUUAAUUACUUUUAAUUUUUAACCAUUGAAUUUUUCUGACAGUUAUCUCGAAUAAAGCAAU